AUGGAUACCAAUCAGAUCAGCAACCCAGAAUUUUUCACGCCGGAGUCGCGGGCGCCUAUAGUCAUUGGCGUUGCUACUUUCCUCAUGAUGGGCGCAACAUCUGCAGUAGGACUGCGUUUCUAUACCCGAAAAGUUAUAUUGAACCAACUGGGCAUUGACGACUGGCUGUCGUUGGGUGCCUUGUUCUUCGCGCUGGCCACUGGAAUUAGUCAAUGUUACCUGACACAGCAAGGCCUUGGCCGACACAUAGGCACCUUGCCGCAACCAGACGGUUUCAUGAAUUACAUGAAGGCUAGCCUCUGA
Truncatella angustata is the source of this 303-nucleotide messenger RNA. RefSeq lists its product as uncharacterized. The transcript has 3 exons. The coding region runs from base 1 to 303 and encodes 100 amino acids. The record is from RefSeq and is a predicted model, not a curated record. NCBI's taxonomy places the organism in Eukaryota, Fungi, Ascomycota, Sordariomycetes, Amphisphaeriales, Sporocadaceae.